AUGACAUCACUCGAUUUGCGGCAACAGAAACUGGAACAGCAGAGGCAACUAAUCGCGCAGAAGAUGAAGCAAAAGAGACAAACUGGCGCUAGUGGAAUGGUACAAGCAUCCAAUGUAUCUAGUGCUCAGCUUACAAGUCAUUCGAAUAAAUGGAUGAAUCCAAACAAGGAACUUCAUGCAUAUGACGGCCCAUUGCAAUACGCUAUGUUUCAAACAAAUGCUGACAUGGGACCUUAUACAGAAGGUGUAAGAAAAAAUAGUGAAGGGACAAUUAAUGCAGUGGUUAACGAUAGAAGUUUGUAUGAAGGUUCUCAAAGCACUGAUUGUGCCGAUGAGGAAUCGUCACCCAUAGAUUUACAUUCGCCUUCAGAAUCUCUGCCAUGCUCCUCACCACUUCGAGUGGCUCCGUCGGAAGGAGCCAAUACUCUUAUUAAUAGAGAUAACAAUUCUUCCAGUCCAGAAUUGGAAGGGAAUGUAGAAGGCAAUAUCGAACAGUUUGUAUUACAACCCGCAAAUAAAAAAAUGCAUUACAAGUGUCGAAUAACACGCGAUCGAAAGGGCAUGGACCGUGGUCUUUAUCCAACUUAUUUCUUACAUUUAGAGCGUGAUUAUGGAAAAAAGAUUUUUCUACUGGCUGGCCGAAAAAGGAAAAAAAGCGCAACGAGCAAUUACUUGAUUUCGACCGAUCCCACAGAUCUUUCGCGAGGAGGAGAGUCUUACGUCGGCAAACUACGAUCGAAUCUUCUGGGGACACAAUUCACAAUUUAUGACAACGGAUACUCGUUAAUGAAAGAUGACAAACGUGACGAGCGUUUUAAUCCACGGCAGGAAUUAGCUGCGGUUGUGUAUGAUACAAAUGUUUUAGGUUUUAAAGGCCCUCGUAAAAUGACAGUUAUUAUACCGGGUAUGACGCCCGAUCAAAAACGAGUGGAGAUAUGCCCACGAGUCGAAUCAGAAACUUUGCUUGAACGAUGGAAAUUAAAACAAAUGGAUAAUCUGAUAGAGUUACAUAACAAAACCCCCGUAUGGAACGAUGACACGCAGUCUUAUGUGCUUAACUUUCAUGGGCGAGUAACUCAGGCAUCUGUAAAGAAUUUCCAAGUAGUCCAUGAUAGCGAUGUGGACUAUGUCGUAAUGCAGUUUGGACGUGUCGCAGAGGAUGUUUUUACGAUGGAUUACCGAUUUCCUCUUUGUACAGUCCAGGCCUUCGCCAUCGCUCUGAGUAGUUUCGACAGUAAAUUGGCGUGCGAAUAA
Molecule: messenger RNA, 1254 nt
Organism: Cyphomyrmex costatus
Lineage: Eukaryota; Metazoa; Arthropoda; Insecta; Hymenoptera; Formicidae
Gene: ktub
Product: Tub domain-containing protein ktub
Exons: 8
Coding region: 1-1254 (417 amino acids)
Biological process (GO): protein localization to cilium
Cellular component (GO): cilium
Source: RefSeq, a predicted model, not a curated record